UUCAACAUAAACAAGAUGGCGGCGCCCAGCGCUAGCACGUCGAAUGCAGCAUGGUCAGUUCUUGCGAUAACAUUUUUUAAAUGCAAACAUCUGGAGGAGCAAAAACUAAUAAAAAAUGUUUCUCACUCAAAGCAGAUGGACGAUUUAUUCCAGGAACAUCACUCUCGAGACAAAACUGUCACUUACACAGUGAAGUGUAAGACGGACAUGUCAAAAUCGGCUGAAAGUUUUGAGAUCGAAGGUGGAAUGUCCGUUGGAACACUAAGUGACCGUUUCCAAAUUAAAUGUCUGGAGUUCACCUGUAUGAGUAGGAUGAAUGCGGACGAUGAGAAAGAUGUACAGGAAGUUUUAAAGGAAACAAACAAAAAGGCUGUGGAUGCGUUUAAGUUGCUUAUGGCAGGGGGAAGACGAUUGUUUACGAAAAGAAAAACUUCAAGUUCUGGUGUUAAAGAUGGAUUGUCAAGGAAGGACGAGCUGUUCAAUGAUUUGGUUGGUGACUUUGAAAAACAGGGGCUAGACUGGCCAAGUAGUCAAGUAUCCAUGGAAGGAGCUUACUUUAUUCAGAAAUUUUAUAAUAUCCGAUAUAAUGUUUAAAAACUUAUUUUGCUG
Molecule: messenger RNA, 609 nt
Organism: Dreissena polymorpha
Lineage: Eukaryota; Metazoa; Mollusca; Bivalvia; Myida; Dreissenidae
Exons: 3
Coding region: 16-594 (192 amino acids)
Source: RefSeq, a predicted model, not a curated record